AUGGGUAAACGCCCUUUAUCACGGAAGGAGAUCGAAGAGCAGAAAAAGCGCGAGGAUGAGGCGGCAGCGGCCCACGCAUUCAAAGAGUUUGUGGAAACAUUUCAAGAAGCACCAUCCAAAAUAUCGAAAGUAUGGGUGAAGGCAGGCACGUACGAUGCGGGCUCGAGAAAGGAAGACACAAAGGACAGGGGAAAAUUGUACAAACCCCAGUCCCGGCUCGAGUCCGAUCACGAAAAAUCGAUGGAGUACGUAAAGAUGGUUGCCAGUGAAAAUCGAAAAGAUUCGGCACUGGGCAAAAAACGCAACCAGGAAAAGAAGAAGAGCAACCUGGAGAUGUUCAAGGAGGAGCUGCGUCAAAUUCAGGAAGAACGUGAGGAGCGUCACAAGUACAAACACGCUGCCCGUAACAUGCUGCCCGGGACGAGCUCGUCCACCGAGGCGGACCCGGUGUACAAGGAAUCCGAAUCUGGUUCGUUCGAUAACGGUGAUCCGAACACGACCAAUCUGUAUCUCGGGAACCUGAAUCCAAAGAUAUCAGAGCAGGCGUUGAUGGAGCUGUUCGGAAAGUAUGGACCCUUGGCGAGCAUAAAAAUCAUGUGGCCCCGGUCGGAGGAGGAAAAGAUGCGUAAUCGUAACUGUGGCUUCGUGGCGUACAUGAGCCGUAGGGAUGCGGAACGUGCUUUGCGGGCAUUAAAUGGACGCGAUGUGAUGGGUUACGAGAUGAAGCUUGGUUGGGGCAAAUCGGUUCCGAUUAUGACACAUCCCAUCUACAUACCGCCGAAGCUGCUCGCUUACACGUUGCCACCGCCACCGUCUGGAUUGCCGUUCAAUUCUCAGCCACAUCCGACGGACACGGAAAACAUCCCAAAGAUGACCUCCGGCGCUUACAUGUCGGAACCGGAGCUGAAGGAGCAGAUGGAUGCGGUGUUGCUCAAAUCGGUGGUAAAAGUCGUCAUUCCGACUGAGCGCCCGCUGCUGAUGCUUAUCCACCGGAUGGUGGAGUUCGUAAUCCGCGAGGGUCCCAUGUUCGAAGCGUUGAUCAUGACCCGCGAGAUGGAUAAUCCGAUGUACAAAUUUCUGUUUGAAAAUGAAAGUCCAGCACACAUCUACUACCGGUGGAAGCUGUUCUCGUUGCUGCAGGGAGAUACACCGGCCGAAUGGCGUACGAAGGAAUUUCGUAUGUUCAAGAAUGGGUCCAUCUGGAAACCACCACCGAUCAAUUUCUACACCCAGGGUAUGCCCGACGAACUGUUGGCCGACGAGGAAGGCAUCGAAGCCAACAAGGGGAAUCUUUCCGUGGCCCAGCGGGACCGGCUCGAGGAUCUCAUACGGCAUCUCACGCCCGAGCGGCAGAAAAUCGGCGACGCGAUGAUAUUCUGCAUCGAGCACGCGGACGCAGCGGAGGAAAUUUGCGAAUGUAUCACCGAGUCGCUGUCGUCGAACGAAACCGUGGUGAAGAAGAAGGUCGCACGGAUCUACCUGAUCUCGGACAUCCUGCACAACUCGGCGGUGAAGGUGCAGAAUGCGAGCUUCUUCCGCAAGGCGAUGGAAAGGAACCUGCUGGACAUUUUUCGCAACCUGAACGCGUACUACAUGCAGCUAGACAGCCGACUCAAGGCGGAGGGUUUCAAGAGCCGCGUGAUGGGUGUGUUCCGGGCGUGGGAAGAGUGGACGAUAUAUCCGCGCGAGUUCCUCGUCAAGCUACAGCACACGUUCCUCGGCAUUCAGAUGACGGAAGUGAAGCAACCGGAAGAAGAACCGGAUGAGGAGAAAGAGGACGAAGACCUGGACGGAGUGCCGUUGGAUGGGGCGGCGUUGCUCAAAAGCGCCAUGAUGUGUGGUAUGACGAGUGGUGGAACAUCGGGAGGAGAGAAUCGAACGCCACUGCUAAAGCACGACAUCUACAGCGAUGAGGAUGAUAUCGAUGGAAUGCCACUGGCGGAUGACGAUAUCGAUGGGAUGCCUCUGGACAGCGGUGCAAUGGAGUCAAGCGGAAAUGUCGACGUGGUUAGACGGACCGGAACAUCCGUUUCCAGUGGCGAUGGACGUAUGAUGGUUGGAUCAGCAAAAGGUAAAGCGGGUUCGUUCAUUCCAUCGAAAUGGGAAUCGGUCGAUGCGGCUCAAAUAGAAGCACAAGCUAUCACCACGAGCAAGUGGGACACGCUGGAUCCGGUCGUUCCCGAGCCACCAAAGAUUAGCCUAAAGAAGGAUGGUUCCGGGGGUGGCAAAUACGGCGGCAAAUACAGUGACGAUGAUGAGGAUGACGACGACGACGUGGACGAUGAGGAUGAUGAUGAGGACGAUGACAUCGAUGGGCAGCGAAUAGAUGAAGAAGGAGUUCGCACUGCACCGGAUCAGGACGAAUUACGGCGUGUGCGGUUGCGUGAGAUCGAGGUAAAGAUGGUGCAGUAUCAGGACGAGUAUGAAUCCGGUGCGAGACAGGUGCGUUCGGGUUGGACACUCCACGAAGAGAUUGACAAUUACCGCAUGAAGCUGAUGAAGGAGAUGGAGCAAGAGUUGCGACAAAAAGGGCGCGAAGAACCGAGCUGGCCAGCAUCAGAUGAGGACAGUCGGUCGAGAAGGGGUGUGAAACGUCCCACAAGCCCGGACAGGUCCCGAAAGCACAAACGGAAUCGUCAGUCAGGUCGUUCACCGGACGGAAGUGGAAAUUACGGCGAUCGAAAGCGAGACUCGGCAUCACCGGAAUCGAAAUCAUCGAAACGCCGUCAUUCAAGCAGCUCAUCGGAAGAUGAUCGAGAACCGAGGGAACGAUCGGGAGGCCGGUAUCGCUAUUCUUCCGAACGUUCCGCGUCACCGGGUGGUCAGGUGGCUUCAAGUUCCUCCCGUACCAGCAAGUACGAUCUGCUUGGAUCUCCAACACGCUCAUCAGCCACGACGACAACCGAAUCGACGUACGAUAAGUACGAGCAGCGUCGGGAACCACGGGAUGGUCGCGAUAGUCGUCGGGAUAAGAAGGAAACGAGUCGCGAUCGGACACAAACGUCACACGAGCGAUCGGGAGAUCAUCGCGAUCAUCACCGGGACCAUCGAAGUCGGGAUCGUGACUCACGGAGUAGCACACAUGGACGCGAUCGUGAGCGUGAUCGAGGAAAUCGUGAUCACCGUGAACGUGAUCGAGAGUAUGAUCGCGAUCGUGACGGAGAUGGUGAUGGAGGUAGCUCUUCCCGGUAUCGGGAACGGACGAAGGACAGCUACAGUAGUAGUAGUGGUAGCUCUAAGAAGGAAUCUUCCGCUAGCUCGAAGUACGACGACAGAAGUCACAGUAAGCGAUAUCGGUAGGCGACGUGCGUGCGUGUGCGUGUGUCGCAUUUGCAAAUCUUCUUUAAGUAGAGUAGUCACUUGCCAAACACGA
Messenger RNA from Anopheles nili, 3373 nucleotides. RefSeq names its product U2 snRNP-associated SURP motif-containing protein. Gene Ontology annotation, cellular component: nucleus. Gene Ontology annotation, molecular function: RNA binding. The coding region runs from base 1 to 3300 and encodes 1099 amino acids. The record is from RefSeq and is a predicted model, not a curated record. Gene Ontology annotation, biological process: RNA processing. NCBI's taxonomy places the organism in Eukaryota, Metazoa, Arthropoda, Insecta, Diptera, Culicidae. The transcript has 9 exons.